AGUCAUGAAACCGAUUGGUUGACUUGACUGUAAAAAAGCGCCCAUUUUUGUAAUAGUCGACCACUAUUGGACGCAUGCAUAUAUCUAUAAAACUGGUGGAAAAGAUUGGGAGAAAUCACGUCAAUCAGCCUCCAAAACCAGUACCCCGCUUUUGGAUAUUGAACACUCCAGUAACAUUCUUUCCACUGAAGGCUCAAACGCGAACAAAGUAGCGUCGAAAAGGCUGGGAGACGUUGCUUAGAUGGAUACAAAUAAUGAAACCCUCACUCGAACCGAAGCUUGAUGGCGUGGGGAUAUCGCUGUAAUUGUAUUUUUGUAGGGACAGUGUUGUCAGCGUGACCCGUUGAAGUGGUAUCUUUUGGGAACCAAUGCAGACCCCCCCUCAGAUCCUCACGCUGAGUGCCUGUGGCUGGGUCAGCAGCUUCUGUCGCUUUCGAGAGAUUGGGACAAGUGAUUCGCUGGAGGCGUCGGAGAAAAUGUCAGUCAGCGUUCAUGAAAACCGCAAGUCCCGGACCAGCACAGGCUCCAUGAACAUAUCGCUGUUCCACAAACCAUCGCAUCCUGACAGUGUGCUAACGCACCUGAACACGCUACGAAAACAGUGCAUGUUCACAGAUGUGACACUAUGGGCUGGGGACCGCUCCUUCCCCUGUCACAGGGCAGUGCUGGCUGCUUGCAGCCGCUACUUCGAGGCCAUGUUCAGUGGGGGGUUGCGCGAGAGUGUCGACAGUGAGGUAAACUUCCAUGAUAGCGUGCACCCCGAGGUGCUGGAGCUUCUCCUGGACUUUGCUUACUCAUCCCGCAUUAUCAUUAACGAGGAGAAUGCUGAGUCUCUGCUGGAGGCAGGAGACAUGCUGCAGUUUCACGAUAUCAGGGAUGCAGCAGCGGAAUUCCUUGAGAAGAAUCUGCACUCGUCCAACUGCUUGGGCAUGAUGCUCCUGUCAGAUGCCCACCAGUGUAAGCGCCUGUACGAGCUAUCUUGGAGGAUGUGCCUGGUCCACUUUGAGACUGUCAGAGACACUGAGGACUUUUACAGUCUUUGCAAAGACAAGCUGCUUGACCUGAUCCUUAGCGAUGAGUUGGAGAUUGAGGACGAGCAGAUUGUGUUCAACGCUGUGAUUCUCUGGGUGCGUUAUGACCUGGAGAGUCGAAGGGACUACCUACCAGAUCUGCUGAGGGGCAUUCGCCUAGCACUGCUGCCCUCUGAAUUCCUGAUUGAGGCAGUUGCGUGCGAAGAGCUUGUUAUGUCAGACAAAAGGAGCCAGCAGAUAGUGGAUGAGGCUAUGCAAUGCAAGAAGAGGAUCUUGCAGAACGACGGAGUUGUAACCAGCCCCUGCGCCAGGCCCAGGAAGGCUGGACAUACCCUUCUAAUCCUUGGGGGACAGACUUUCAUGUGUGACAAAAUCUACCAGGUGGACCACAAAGCCAAGGAGAUCAUCCCAAAGUCUGACCUGCCAAGUCCAAGGAAAGAGUUCAGUGCCUGUGCCAUUGGCUGCAAGGUCUAUGUGACGGGAGGGAGGGGUUCAGAGAACGGGGUGUCAAAGGAUGUGUGGAUCUAUGACACUGUCCAUGAAGAAUGGUCGAAGGGGGCACCCAUGCUAAUUGCGCGGUUUGGCCAUGGCUCUGCCGAGUUGGAGAAUUCCUUGUAUGUGGUCGGGGGCCAUACAGCCAUUGCUGGUGUGUUCCCCGCUUCACCCUCUGUUUCAUUAAAGCAAGUAGAGAGGUAUGACCCUCUCUCCAACAAGUGGACCAUGAUGGCUCCCCUCAGGGAUGGUGUCAGUAAUGCUGCUGUGGUCAGUGCUAAGAUAAAGCUGUUCGUCUUUGGUGGUACAACAAUUCACCGGGACAAGGCAUCCAAGGUGCAGUGCUACGACCCUGUGGAGAACCGCUGGUCGAUUGCAGCCGAGUGCCCACAGCCUUGGCGCUACACUGCAGCAGCAGUCCUGGGCAGUCAGAUCUUCAUCAUGGGGGGGGACACAGAGUUUACGGCUGCUUCUGCUUACCGGUUUGACUGUGAGACCACCGAGUGGACUCGCGUUGGUGACAUGACCUCGAAAAGAAUGAGCUGUCAUGCAGUGGCAUCGGGAAACAAACUAUAUGUAGUUGGCGGCUACUUUGGGACUCAGCGCUGUAAAACACUAGACUGUUAUGAUCCGAUAUCGGACAGCUGGAACAGUAUAACUACAGUGCCUUAUUCAUUAAUUCCAACAGCUUUUGUGAGCACUUGGAAACAUCUUCCUGCUUAAUAGGCUCAAUUUGGAAGUGAAAUCAAAUUGGGCAUCACAUAUACCUGACUGUGGAGGAAGACAUCCAUCACCCCCAGCAGUCUCCCUGCAAAACUGUGUUUGUGUGAGUGUCUAAGUGCAGAUGGAGCAGCAUGGAUGGAGCAGAUCUCUGGAUGUGCUACUCAGCUAAGAGCUAUAAGUUCAGAAAGCCUCUCACCUCACUACCCUUCAAAAAAUGUCCUUUCGGGUGCCAAAUGGCCCGAUUAUCUCCAUAAGAGCACAACGGAAGGGACACCUGAGGGCCAGAGAAGCUUCCGAGGACGGUUUUUCGGACGUCACUGUGAAAAAAUGCCUACCUGGUGACAUCAAAUCAGUAGCUUAACAAAAGAGGUCUUCUUGCUGUUUCUGUUAUUGUUUGUCUGUUGCUGUUGUCACCUAAAGCCUCUCUCAGUUUGCACAGAUGUGGAACACUGUUAAGGGUGUUUGUAUCAUUCCUACAGGCAGUCUCUGACCAGCAAGGUUACAGGACUGAUUCGGGUCCUGUGGUUCUGACAACCAUCGUCAUCUCUUCCAUACAGCACUGAUCACCAUCCUUGGAACCACGAGCACACAGACACUUAAUCAUGAAUCCCACUGUUUUUAAGCGGUUGAAAGACUGUUUUUAAUGAAAUACACAAACAAAACACACAACCUGGGUUGCAGUACAGGUUUACCGUUUGAAAGAGGAUUCCUGCUAUUUAUUUAACUACCUGUAAAACAAUUCCUGGAGGCUCCUCCAAUUCCAUGGCACAACAGACUGAUCUUUUUGAUUAUUAAUAGAUAUCUGAAGUAAUGAAAAAAGUUAGUAAUUGCAUUGCAGUUAAUAUAUGUGUUCUAGUGAUUUACAAUUGCACUUGCCACUGUAAGUUUGAUACUGAUUUGGGAGGAUUGCGGGCUUGUUAAAUGAACGUUGACUUUAUGGAGUACGUCUGAAGAGUGACAUUGAGAGAAAUGAAGAUAAAAGACUAGAAGAGAAGACGGAGCACGUUUCUGCCUUUCUGAAGACAAUUUUUUGGAAGAGCGUAGGUUUCACAUUCUUUUCACAAAGAUGACUCAGCUUCUUAAGCUUUCUCCAGGGCGGGGAGCGGCCGCGUCUCGUGGAUUAAGAGACCCGCAUCAUGUAGAGCCUGCCUGAGAACUGAUUUCCUGGUGCCUCUUGACUGGUAGAAGUUGUUUUUGUUGUUGAUUGACUCUGCGGAAGGGUUUGAAUAAAUGGCUUUCUGACAUGUUA
This is a messenger RNA of Clupea harengus (Atlantic herring), 3495 nucleotides long. RefSeq names its product kelch like family member 25 (gene klhl25). Gene Ontology annotation, molecular function: protein binding. Gene Ontology annotation, cellular component: cytoplasm; Cul3-RING ubiquitin ligase complex. The record is from RefSeq and is a predicted model, not a curated record. NCBI's taxonomy places the organism in Eukaryota, Metazoa, Chordata, Actinopteri, Clupeiformes, Clupeidae. Gene Ontology annotation, biological process: ubiquitin-dependent protein catabolic process.